UUGCCUGACUUGUUCAGCUGUCUAUUUCAAAAUUGCUUACAUGUUGCUCUCCAGAGGAACUCAGAGAUACAGAAGGAGAAUGAUUACUUCUGAGCUCUGAAAUGACAUACUAGAAACAUUGGACAUAAGGAGGAUGAUUACUUCUAAGUUCUGAAACGAAAUAGUAGAAGCCUAGGACAUGAUGCUGCAUGAAUUCUUCAGGGCUGUAUAGGGUCUCUGUGAGGGGCAGGCUGCUGGUGAGCUACUUCUAAAUCAGACACACCUCUGGGUUGGGUUAUUUUGGAAACGAAGUACUUGAUGAGGCUCAAGGUACGGUCUGCUAGGGACAAGGGAUUUUAUUUUGUGUUUUUACAUGUUCUUUGAUCAGGUGAUGCAGCUGAGGGACAGUCUCCUUUGUCAGCAGCAGACUAGGGCUCAGGAGCGCUGACCUGCAGUGAGCCUUCACAGUCUUCUUUCAAAGUGUGGAUUGCUGGCUUUCAGGCAGCUAGAUAAGAAAGAAAAAGGGACGUGCUAUGGGGGUGCCUUUGUUUGAGGAUAGCAAACCCUUCUAUUUCCGGAUCUGGAACGGACUAAGUCAGAAGUUGCAAGGCAAAAAGUCCUGGGAUAAACAUCUGGAUGAAAUCUACUUACUCCAGCAGAAAAGGAUCUGGGAAUCCCCACUCCUCCAGGCUGCCAAAGAGAACAACCUUCCAGCCAUUAGGAAACUUCUCACUGAUGGAACAUGUGAUAUCUAUCAGAGAGGUGCAGUGGGGGAGACUGCCCUUCACGUAGCUGCCUUGUAUGACAACAUGGAGGCAGCAGUGACUCUGAUGGAAGCAGCUCCUGAGCUUAUCAAUGAGAGGAUGACAUCGGAGCUUUAUGAAGGCCAGACAGCUCUCCACAUUGCAGCAGUGAACCAAAACAUCAUCUUGGUGAAGGCUUUACUCAAGAGAGGAGCUAAUGCCUGCACGGCACGGGCUACUGGGCACUUCUUCAGGCGCAGAUCCCAGAAUCUUUUCUAUUUCGGAGAGCAUGUUUUAUCAUUUGCUGCUUGUGUGGGAAAUGAGGAAAUUGUACAGUUGCUCAUUGAAAAUGGAGCUGAUAUUAGAGCUCAAGAUUAUCUGGGUAAUACUGUUCUUCACAUCCUGGUUCUCCAACCUAAUAAGACGUUUGCCUGCCACAUGUACAGCCUGAUACUCUCCUAUGACAGGAACAAAGAGGGACCAGGAUCACUUGAACUGAUUCCUAACAAUGAGGGGCUAACUCCGUUCAAACUGGCUGGAGUUGAGGGUAACACUGUGAUGUUUCAAUACCUUAUGCAGAAGCGGAAGCACAAUCUUUGGUCCUUUGGCCCCUUGACCACUGUUCUCUAUGAUCUCACAGAGAUUGACUCCUGGGCUGAAGAUCAGUCCUUCCUUGAGCUCAUUGUCUCAACCAAGAAGAGAGAGGCACGCCAAAUCUUGGACCUAACACCUGUGAAGGAGCUGGUGAGCCUGAAGUGGAAUAUGUAUGGUCGUCCCUAUUUCUGUUUCCUGGCUUUAUUCUAUAUACUCUACAUGGUCUGCUUCACUAUGUGCUGCGUCUACCGACCGCUGAAACCCCGAACAGGCAACAAAACAAGCAGCAGAGACAAUACAAUCUAUGUGCAGAAAAUGCUGCAGGAAUCAUACAUGACGUAUGAAGAUGAGCUGAGGCUGGUGGGGGAGCUAAUCACAGUCAUUGGAGCUGUAGUAAUUUUGAUCCUUGAGAUCCCAGAUAUCCUUAGAGUUGGAGCAGCAAAAUACUUUGGACAAACCAUCCUAGGAGGGCCUUUCCACAUAAUUGUCAUCACAUAUGCUUUCAUGAUUCUAGUAACCAUGGUGAUGCGUCUCACCAGCACAACUGGUGAGGUGGUGCCCAUGUCCUUUGCCCUGGUGCUAGGAUGGUGCAAUGUCAUGUACUUCGCACGAGGCUUCCAGAUGCUCGGACCCUUUACCAUCAUGAUCCAGAAGAUGAUAUUUGGAGAUCUUAUGCGCUUUUGCUGGCUCAUGGCUGUGGUGAUACUAGGCUUUGCAUCAGCUUUUUACAUCAUCUUCCAGACAGAGAACCCUGAGAACCUUGGACAGUUCUACAAUUAUCCCAUGUCCUUGUUCACCACCUUUGAGCUUUUCCUCACUAUCAUUGAUGGCCCAGCAAAUUAUGAUGUGGAUCUGCCUUUUAUGUACAGUGUGGUAUACUUUGCCUUUGCCAUCAUUGCCACGCUCCUUAUGCUCAACUUGCUAAUUGCCAUGAUGGGUGACACCCAUUGGAGAGUGGCCCAUGAACGGGAUGAACUCUGGAGAGCCCAGGUUGUUGCUACCACUGUCAUGCUGGAAAGGAAACUGCCAAGGUGUCUCUGGCCUCGCUCUGGGAUCUGUGGCCGGGAGUAUGGGCUAGGGGAUCGAUGGUAUCUCAGAGUUGAAGACAGGGUUGAUCCCACCAAACACAAAAUGAUGCGGUAUACAGAAGCAUUUAAGGUUCAGGAUAAGGAUAACUAUGACAAAGCUUUGGAAAAGCUGGAAAUCAAUAGGGACAUCCUGUACAAGAAGGAGCUGCCUGCUCCCUCAUUGUCACGGAGCACAUCCAAGACUAGUUCUCACCGUGGCUGGGAGAUCCUCAGGCGUAACACCUUCCACCAACUUCAUGAGGAGGUUGGACAUGCCAUGGAAGAGGAGGUCUAUAAUGUCUAAGAGGCCUCUUGUUUUUUCCACGACACAGAACACUUUUGGCACAGCAGUUGUCUUCUCCAGCUGUUCACACAUGUUCCAGCAUGCUACUCACAUUCAGCCUUGAAGAACUCUGCUGGUAAAAGAGUUCAUGAACAUUUCAUGGCGUCUGUGCUAUGAUAUACGAAUGCCACCUUUUCUCUCCUACACUUAGGUGUUUUUGCUCUUGCACUGAUAUUUGCACCAUGCUGGUGGAUUUGUUGAGCUAGAUCUGUGGUAGUUUUUUAUGCUUUGUAAUGCCCUACAGAAAUGAACAAAAGAAGCCAGCAACAAGAUUUCACCCAUUUACAAAGAAGUGAUCAGAAAGCCUUCUCCCGGACUGUUACAUAUAGUGUCAUCUCUCCUUCCAGUUUCACAAAAUCCCAAUGUUCUCAUAGGAAAGAGGGCUGACUGAAGUUCUGUUUUAUGAUUUGGUACGAAACGGAAAAAACCUCUGUAACUAAGCUCAGGAAUGAAAGUAGUUACUGACAUUGUGAUGAUUAAAAGGACUAACUAUACAGCUGGCAUUCAGGGCCUGACAGAUUUUGCCCUCUGAAGAAAAGCAUUCUUUACUAGCUGCAUUUUCAGUACUGCUAUCCUAACAGGACUGGUUUGGUUUGGGUUUGGUUUGCUUCUUUGGGUUUUUGUGUGUGUGUGUGAUUUUAUUUGAUUGAUUGAUUGUGUUGUUACAUGAAUGCACUUUAAGGUUUUGAAAAGAAGUGACAACUGCUAUUCCUGGGAGGAUUCUGAAGGAUCUAAAGUGGGAACUUCUUUUCCUAAUGAGAGCAUGAAUGACCUGGUUAGAUGACUCUAAGCAACAUGACAUUUCAGCAGAGCUAUUAAUCUCCCAAGUGAUCCAAGUGAUCCCAAAGCUGGUCUUUUGUUUUCUGUGGAAGAGUAGGGUUCUGAACCAUAGUUCUCUGACUGAGCCAUGAAGGCUAAGUAGUGAGCUACAAUAUAGCACUGAAAGAAAUGAAGAGGAAAUGUUGGAUAGAUGAAUAAGAGCUCUUGCAGAGGCAGUUCAGAAUAUGGUGUGUGCCAUCUCUGCCUCAAAGUCUGAAACUAUCCAAUAAACAACUGAGUCAUCCACACGGUUCCUUUCCAGAUGAUGCUGUGCCACUUAGUCAGUUUGUCAUCUGCCUACAGCCACUUUAAGAAAAAUGGAUAAAUGUUCAGAGAAAUGGACUGUCAUUUCAGGGUUUUCUUAUUCUCAGGAGUGUGGAGUUUCAUUCUGAUAGCAGAAGUAACUGGAAAGCAAUCCAUGGUCUUCACAUUUCCUUCCCACAGGACUAGUAGCAGAAA
Pezoporus occidentalis (night parrot) is the source of this 4004-nucleotide messenger RNA. RefSeq names its product transient receptor potential cation channel subfamily V member 6-like. The record is from RefSeq and is a predicted model, not a curated record. Gene Ontology annotation, molecular function: calcium channel activity; protein binding. Bases 513 to 2687 code for a protein of 724 amino acids. The transcript is spliced from 15 exons. Gene Ontology annotation, biological process: calcium ion import across plasma membrane. Lineage: Eukaryota; Metazoa; Chordata; Aves; Psittaciformes; Psittacidae. Gene Ontology annotation, cellular component: plasma membrane.